Cuscuta campestris is the source of this 2304-nucleotide messenger RNA. NCBI's taxonomy places the organism in Eukaryota, Viridiplantae, Streptophyta, Magnoliopsida, Solanales, Convolvulaceae. The record is from the annotation of a GenBank genome assembly.
GAUGUCGAUUUUGACGUGCUCGGAUGGUGGAAGCGGAACGAACACAUGUUCCCAUGUCUCGGCAUGCUAGCAAGACAAGUGUUGUCCGUCCCAGUAUCAACCGUAGCAGUUGAACGAGAAUUCAGUGCUGGCGGCAACAUUCUAACCGACUACCGAAGUUGUCUUAACGCUGAAUCUCUUGAAACACUGGUUUGCAACCUAGAUUGGCUCUUGGCAAGACGUCGGGCUCAAGAGUCAUCGUACCAACUCAAAUCGGAGCAUUACAUGAAUGCAACCACAGAUGAAACAUUGAUUGAGAUCCAAAAAUUUUCUUUUCAUUCUUGUGCUUGAUCAUUUUGUGUUUAACAUCACGCAAGGACAUGUUCGUCAAUUCAAUCAUUUUAGACAUCUGUAUAAAUUAAGCAAAUUUAAAUUAAAAAAGGUGAAUAGUAUUACAUUUUUGGGACACAAGUUUACAUUUGUGUCCAAGACAGUGGGGAAAAAAGCAUGGUUCUUCAAUUAUGCUUCCAAUUACAAUUGCAAUCUUCCUCGGGGUUGCAAACUAGGGUAGAAACGCAGGGAACCUAAAUGCAGAUACAAAAAGCCUGCAAAUCAAGAAAAAUAUCCAACACAAAUUCAAUGUAAAAUAUGACAAAGUAUAUUGUGCUAUAUUUGACUCCAUUCCAAUUGAUAUCCUAAGAUAGGAGGUGAUGGACAGGACUCAAUCUAUGAGUCUUCAGUCUGCAAGACAAACCAAUAGCCAUUUGGUUGCUGAAAUAGAUAAACUCAAUGCUGGCCGCAGAAAACAAAGAAAUUUUGAUUGCCUCAGUUAAAUCCAGAAAAUUCAUAUGAAUGCAGUUUCCCUGGGAGGUUCGCCCUGCAUAGCAGGAACCCAGAUCCACCACAUCUCAGGUUAAAUGGAUUAAAAUCCUCACUAGCAAUCACUAAAAAAAGAUUGUGUAAAUAAAUAAAUAAUUCAAAGGUGAAAUAUUAAGAUAAAGAUUUGCCUCAGUUAAAUCCAGAAAUAUCAUAUGGAAUGACUUCACACAGGAGGUUCAUCCUGGCAAGCAGGAACCUGGCUCCACCACACCUCAUUUAUAUGGAUUUGAUCAUCAAUGGCAAAAGUUUGAUAAAAUCGAGCAUAUGAAGAUGGUUAUCAAUAUCAAAAAGAGAUUUUGUGUUAUGAUUUAACUCCAAGCUCAGUUUUUGCAGAGAAGAAGCUGAUAGAUAACACAUGGCUUUCUGAGUUUUUCAGACCCUAAGCCCAUAAAAGCAGGAAAGAGUAUAGUUAAACUCAAUGGAAAACUCAAGACUAAAAAGGCAAAACGUGGAGGAAAAGAGAGAGAUCUUAAGAGGCUCAGAACAAAAACAGCUUUUUCAAUCAAUGAUGUUCAGAAGCAGAACUGGCGUUUAAAGCUGAAUUGUUAUCAUCACAGCAGUAGAUCAACUAACUCAAACCAUAAAUCUGGGGCUAAAAAAUUUAUGGCUCAUAUUAAGAAAUUCAACCAUUGUUAUUUUUCUGCUUCAUUGCCAAAGCUCGGAAGCGCGGAUGAAACACUCAUCAUCGCCAAAUUCUUCAAAAAAAAAGAACCAGAGAUUCAAGUUUGAAACACAAAAAAUAUAGCAGUUCCAAUAGAUGUGUAAAUCAAAAACAAAAAUGAAAUCACCGCUUCAAACCAGAUUUAUAUCCCUGCCUCUAUGACUAGCGCAUCUUUCAUGAAAACUUCGAAAGGAAGCUAAAGGUGAGAAGGAAAGCAAAACCGCAAGAACAAAUUCAAAAAAAUUCAAACAGAUGAUUAGAAUCAAAAGAAAACUGUAGUGUCGCCGUAGAUUUGACACAGAAAAGCCACGGAAAAAGAUGUACAAGGGCUUAACUGCAACACUAGCGGCUGGUUUGAUUUCGCACGAGCAUUGGGGCUGCUUCUUCUUCCUCAAGAACUCAGACGAGCCUGGGAGAGCGACGUGCGAAGAUACCGAAUCCAGGCCAAUCUAAAAGUAAUUAUCAUCGAGAUUAAGACAGAAAAUUAACAGAGGGAUGCAGGAAUGACUACAUCCUUCUGAAAUCGCUUCUGAAAUCUAUGUUCAUCGUCAGAUUUGAGAUGAAUUCUCAGCAGAUGGAAGCAUCAGACAGGGAUAACUGUAUAAUUCAAUUUAUCAUCACCCGAUGAACAAGAUCUGCUCAGAGACUGAAAACUAAUAGAAAAAUCAAGAAUUUCAAAACACGGUUUGAUGCGAAAAGAAUUCAUAUGAACACGAUGAAAAACGAAAACACCGAACCAAGAACUAGAUCGCGAAGAGAUGGAAGGGUUUAUGAUAUCUGGAUGA